This is a messenger RNA of Salarias fasciatus (jewelled blenny), 1758 nucleotides long. It is a transcript of the gene spryd3, whose product is annotated as SPRY domain containing 3. Bases 125 to 1360 code for a protein of 411 amino acids. NCBI's taxonomy places the organism in Eukaryota, Metazoa, Chordata, Actinopteri, Blenniiformes, Blenniidae. The record is from RefSeq and is a predicted model, not a curated record. Gene Ontology annotation, molecular function: protein binding. The transcript has 11 exons.
GGAGGCGGGACUUCCGGCAUCGCAGGUUGGACGUAAAGUGACAGACUUCACCUCCUUAAAAUUGGAAGAAAAGCCGAAGGACGACGCGUUACAAGUUAUAAACCAAUUGUAAUGACUUUCAGACAUGGACGACAGAAACCUUCAUCAUCGCUUCUUAAACUGGCGGAGACGAAUUCGAGACAUCCGUGAGGUGCGAGCCAUCCGUUACCGGGAGCGGCUCAAAAAGAUGCAGCGAGUAGGAGACAUACUCAGGUAUCAUGGGAAUUCAGAUGAAGUUGGCUGUUUUGUGGCAGGCAGACCGUUGUCUAGAAGAAAUCGCUACUUUGAAGUGACCAUCAGGGAUACGGGAGUGAGGGGAAUGAUCGCUGUGGGUUUGGUGCCUCAGCUCUACAAACUGGACCAUCAGCCAGGCUGGCUGCCGCAGUCGGUGGCUUUCCACGCUGAUGACGGCAAGCUGUAUAACGGUAAAACCGUAGGACAGCAGUUUGGUCCAAAAUGCUGCAGUGGGGACAAGAUAGGCUGUGGAAUAUCCCUGGACCCCGACGACGGACAGCUGACUGUGUUUUUCACCAGGAAUGGGACCGAAAUUGGCAGUGUGGACCUCCCAGACCCUCCCGACGCUCUGUACCCCGCCGUCGGGAUGCACUCGCUCGGGGAGGAGGUGUUGCUGAACCUCAGUGCGGAAUGGGGGCCGGAGGAGGACGACGGACAGAUGAUCGUGGACAGUCAUGAGGAGGACUGGAGCCGUCUGCAUGACGUGAAGGUGACUGGAACGCUGCUGGAGUACGUGGGAAACGGGAAGAGCAUCGUGGACGUGGGCCUGGCUCAGGCCCGCCGGCCCCUCAACACGCGCUUCCACUACUACGAGCUGGAGAUCACAGACGCCGGGGAGAAGUGCUACAUCGCCCUGGGGCUGGCGCGCAGGGACUACCCGAAAAAUAGGCAUCCCGGUUGGAGCCGAGGCUCGAUAGCUUACCAUGCCGAUGAUGGGAAGCUGUUCCACGGCAGCGGCGCCGGGGACCCGUUCGGGCCGUGCUGCCUGGAAGGAGACAUCAUGGGCUGCGGCAUCAUGUUUCCACGUGACUUCAACAUUGACGGCGGAGACGACGGCGACGACUGGGACUUGGACGUGGUUUCGAAGCUGGACCAGGUUCAGAAUGACUUGUAUGCCGACAAUGACGACGGGAACGAGGAAGGAGAAGAUUUAGAGGGGAGGAAGGUCAUGGUGUUCUUCACUCGGAACGGCUCGGUGGUGGGCCGGAGGGAGGUGGCUCUGCCCGUAGGAGGCUUCUACCCCACCAUCGGCAUGAUGAGCACGGGGGAGAAGGUCAAAGUGGACCUGCACCCUCUCAGUGGCUGAGCCGGCUGCAGGAAAUGAAGGCCGAGCGAUGAAAUCCCAGCAAGGACACAUGAUUGAGCUGGAGUGCGUUUUGAAGAUUGGGCACUAAAUAAUGCCUCCACCUCGCUGAACUUCCCAAAAUGUUUCCUUGAAAGGUGGCCUCAGUGUGAGGGCUGACUCUCACUCCCUCAUGCUGUUCAAAUCACGUCACUUGCUGGCAAAAAAAGAAAAAGAAAAAAAAAGAAACAAUGUUUUAUUAGAAAUGAUGAAAAUCCAGUAUGUUAGUAUUGCAUUUGUGCCUAAAGUUAUUCUGAAAUCAUUUUGUACUGUAAGAAACUUUAAACCAAUUUGAGGUUUUAGGGCUAAAAUACUUUGGACGGUUUCAAUCACAAGUGAAAGAAAUGACACAUCAUGCCAAA